CCAUUCGGAACCCCACCCCACCAACAGAGACCUCGCCACGCGCUCCCCCCGACUACACCACCAAACUCGUAAUCGUGACAACCCGCCCUGUGAAGAUUCAUACCAUCAUGACAUCCCCCACCCACCCCACGCACCUCGACCCCUCCGACCUCGGCACAAAAUCCUACUGGGACAACGCCUACGCCCGCGAACACACCAACUUCACAUCCAACGCCUCCGACGAAGGCACAAUAUGGUUCUCCGACGCCGGCGCCGAGGAAGGCAUGCUCGCCUUCCUCAAGGACCUCUCCGACGAAGGGAAACUCGUGAAAGAAGAAGCUGCAGAAGCCGGCUCGACUCGGGCCGAACCAGCAGCAGCAGCAGCUACACGGUUCCUGGAUCUGGGCACGGGGAACGGGCAUUUGCUUUUUGCGCUAAGGGAGGAUGGGUGGGAAGGGGAGAUGGUCGGGGUGGAUUAUUCGGGCGAGAGCGUGAGGUUGGCGGGGGAUAUACGGGCUAGCAAGGGCGAGGGAUAUGCAGAUAUCGAGUUCGCGGAGUGGGAUGUUUUGGGUCAGGAACCGGGGGAGUGGCUUCGGGAUGGGUUCGAUGUUGUGCUGGAUAAGGGGACGUUCGAUGCGAUUUGCCUGUCUCAAGAGACUGAUGCGCAGGGCAGGAGGAUAUGCGAGGGGUAUAGGGAGAGGGUGGAGCCGUUGAUGAAGCCCGGAGGGAGGUUUCUGAUCACGAGUUGUAAUUGGACGGCGGAAGAGUUGAGAAUGUGGUUUGAGGGGCCGGGGAGUGGGUUGGUGUAUGAGGGGGCGGUGAAGUAUCCGAGCUUCACAUUUGGGGGCAAGACGGGGUCCAGUGUUGUGACAUUGUGCUUUAGGAAGGGGAAAUGACGAAAUGGUGUAUGAGUUUGGGAUAUAUACGCUCCAACGCUCGAAGUACGUCAAGUCGACUACUGCUUCUUCGCACGGCGCAGUCUGGCAAGCACCAGCCACUUCUUCCGCUCGCCGAUAUCCUCCCUCCCGCCAUCCCGCACCGGUCUCCACUCCCGCCGCUGACCCGUAGCAUCCAUCUCGAAUAUCUCCUCGACUUCCAAUCCCGCUUCCGGCACCGCUUCCUCGAAGAACCCCGCAAUCUUCGCACGGCCAGUGUGAAAACCACCUAUACAUAGUACUCGCGCCUCGGGCGACUCGGAGAGGAAGUGCGUCAUGGAGCGGGCGAGGUUAUCGUGCUCGUGCGGCAUCCAGUAGCAGUCGGCAGCGAGGAUCCGGGUGAA
Westerdykella ornata is the source of this 1258-nucleotide messenger RNA. Its product is annotated as S-adenosyl-L-methionine-dependent methyltransferase. Gene Ontology annotation, molecular function: protein-lysine N-methyltransferase activity. The coding region runs from base 108 to 875 and encodes 255 amino acids. The record is from RefSeq and is a predicted model, not a curated record. The transcript has a single exon. Gene Ontology annotation, cellular component: cytoplasm. Gene Ontology annotation, biological process: peptidyl-lysine monomethylation; peptidyl-lysine dimethylation. NCBI's taxonomy places the organism in Eukaryota, Fungi, Ascomycota, Dothideomycetes, Pleosporales, Sporormiaceae.